This is a messenger RNA of Scutellospora calospora, 417 nucleotides long. The record is from the annotation of a GenBank genome assembly. NCBI's taxonomy places the organism in Eukaryota, Fungi, Glomeromycota, Glomeromycetes, Diversisporales, Gigasporaceae.
AUGAUCAAGCUUCAAAAUAAAGCAUUUUCCAAAGAACAACUUGACGAUAUCGCCUUAAAUCUGUCCAAAGAUACCGGACCAAGUAUUAAAAGUUUAAAUUUGUUCUUGAUUAAUCCACAUAAAAGCGUUUUAGGUAUUGGCAAUUAUGAUAUUAAUGUUUUGGAAGUAGCUUUACAACAAUAUGGUUUGGAAAUUCAAUGGUUUGAUUCUAGAAAAGAUAUUCGAACAGUCAUUCAAUUUACGGAUCCAACUCUUUUUGGAAUUAUUUUAAACAUUCAGUCUUCUCGUCUCGUUUUCUGGUCGUCUAAUCAUUGGAUCGCUGUUAAACCGUUCUUUAGUGAUGAUGGUAAAAUACCCGAGAUUUAUAAUUUGGACUCUAAAUUAUCUAAACCUUCGAAGUAUGACAACAUAGAGCAG